Messenger RNA from Rhizophagus irregularis DAOM 181602=DAOM 197198, 485 nucleotides. The record is from RefSeq and is a predicted model, not a curated record. NCBI's taxonomy places the organism in Eukaryota, Fungi, Glomeromycota, Glomeromycetes, Glomerales, Glomeraceae.
AAAAAAGAAAAGAAGCAUAUGGUAUAUGUGGAGAAUGUAAUGAACCUGGCACAGGAUGGUACUGGAGUCAACCUUGUAAUGCAAAAAGAUUUAAAAAAAAUUUUAAAAAUUGGACUAGUGGAAAUAAAGAUAUUGAUGAAUUAAUACAAUAUUCACAACUUAAUGCUGUACAUUAUAAAACAUGCCUUGAAUGGAUACCUUUUGAGAAUUUACAAAAUGUUACUUAUAUUACCAGAGGAGGCUUUGGUAAAAUUUAUUCAGCUGAAUGGCCUGAAGGAUAUAUUUGGUAUUGGGAUAUUGAAAAUCAAAAAUGGGAAAGAGUCAAAAACUGUAAAGUUGCAUUAAAAAGUUUGGAUAAUUCUUCCGAAAUUUGUACUGACUUUAUAAAUGAGAUCAAAACUUAUCUUCAGAUUUAUAUUCGGAAUAUUGUUUAUUGCUAUGGAAUAACACAAGAUCCAAAUACCAAGGAUUAUAUGAUGGUUUUA